AUGGUCAAGAUUGCGAUUGCGGGUGGCUCCGGCAACGUUGCAAGGGAGAUUAUUGAUGCUCUCCUUGCUGUCAAGAAGCACGAUAUUUUGGUUCUGUCUAGGAAGGAGGUCCCAGCUGGAGAGGCUACCCAGAGCAUAACGUGGGUUAAGGCAGACUACGAAGACCCGAAGCAGCUGGUUCAGGCCUUGCAGGGAGUGCACACCGUGCUCUCCUUCGUUUCUACAGUGGACGAUCCAGCGAGCACUGCCCAGAAAAGUCUCAUCGAUGCUGCAGUUGAAGCUGGCGUGAAACGCUUUGCGCCCAGCGAAUGGGCUACAUCCAGCAUGGAGCACCUCGGCUGGUACGCCUACAAGGCAGAAAUUCGCCGAUAUCUCCAAGAUUUGAAUAAAGAUAAGAAAGUUCUUGAAUACACGCUCUUUCAGCCUGGGCUAUUCGUGAACUAUUUCACCCACCCUCAUCAGUCGUCCAGACAUAUCCACUCAAUGGAAAUGACGAUCGAUUUCGCCAACCGCCGGGCUAUCUUGCUGGACGGUGGCGAUGAUGACUAUCUAACUCUUACUACUGUACAGGAUGUCGCCAAUGUGGUAGCCAGGGCUGUUGACUUUGAGGGCGAGUGGCCAGUUGUUGGUGGUAUCAGAGGCACCGAUGUGACCAUCCGGCAGCUUGUUGCCCUCGGUGAGAAAGUUCGCGGUGGGGCCCCUUUCAAAAUCGAAAGGGUGAAGGCGCAGGAUCUUGAAAGCGGAGCAUGGAAGACAUCGUGGGUACCAAAGCUGGAUCACCCCUCCAUCCCACCUGAGCAGGUUGAUGUAUUCUCGAGAAUGAUUGUCGUCGGUUUUUUGCGAGCCAUUGCCGCCAAGGCUUAUAAUAUCUCGGAUGAGUGGAAUCGGUUGUUGCCAGACUACAAGUUUACUCAGGCUGAAGAGUUCUUGACUGAGGCAUGGCAUGGUAAGCCCUAG
Aspergillus alliaceus is the source of this 957-nucleotide messenger RNA. RefSeq lists its product as uncharacterized. The record is from RefSeq and is a predicted model, not a curated record. The coding region runs from base 1 to 957 and encodes 318 amino acids. Lineage: Eukaryota; Fungi; Ascomycota; Eurotiomycetes; Eurotiales; Aspergillaceae. The transcript has 6 exons.